Rhea pennata is the source of this 343-nucleotide messenger RNA. RefSeq names its product protein phosphatase 1 regulatory inhibitor subunit 11 (gene PPP1R11). The annotation marks the transcript as partial. The transcript is spliced from 3 exons. Gene Ontology annotation, cellular component: nucleus. Gene Ontology annotation, molecular function: protein serine/threonine phosphatase inhibitor activity; protein phosphatase 1 binding. Lineage: Eukaryota; Metazoa; Chordata; Aves; Rheiformes; Rheidae. The record is from RefSeq and is a predicted model, not a curated record.
GGCCGGCGCCAUGGCGGAGGCGGCGGGCGGCGGCUGCGGCAGCGGCACCGCCACCGUCACCGAGAGCGGCGCCGCCGAGCCGGAGAACCGCAGCCUGACGCUGAAGCUGCGCAAGCGCAAGCCCGACAAGAAGGUCGAGUGGUCGAGCGACACCGUCGACAACGAGCACCUGGGCCGCCGCUCGUCCAAGUGCUGCUGCAUCUACGAGAAGCCGCGGGCCUUCGGCGAGAGCUCCACGGAGAGCGAGGAGGAGGAGGAGGACGACGAAGGCUGCGGCCACGCGCACUGCGUCCGGGGCCACAAGCGGGGCCGGGGGGGGCCGGCGGGGGCCGGCGCCGGGCCA